CAGGGCGCGGGCGAGCCUCGCGCGGGGCCGCGGGAGCCGAGUCACCCCGGCGCUGGAGGCGGCCCGGCGCCCGGCCCGGGGUUGAGCGGCUUCUCCCGCCGCGGAGCCACAGUCCCGAGUCGGCGGCGGCACCGGGGACUCCCUCACAGCUCCAGAGAGUCGCCUUCCACCGAGACCAGCGCCCGAACAUGAGGUUCAACCCCGUCAUCCAAGCGGCCAUCGACCUCACGUCGGGGGCCCUCGGGGGCACCGCGUGUGUCCUGACCGGGCAGCCCUUCGACACCGUGAAAGUGAAGAUGCAGACGUUCCCGGGCCUGUACCAGGGCUUCGCCGACUGCUGCCGCAAGACGUACUCGCAAGUGGGCCUGCGCGGCUUCUACAAGGGCACCGGGCCCGCGCUCAUGGCCUACGUCGCCGAGAACUCCGUCCUCUUCAUGUGCUACGGCUUCUGCCAACAGCUGGUGAAGAAAGUGGCGGGACUGGACAAGCAGGCCAAGCUGAGUGACCUGCAGAGGGCGACCGCCGGCUCCAUGGCGUCCGCGUUCGCGGCGCUGGCCCUGUGCCCCACUGAGCUGGUGAAGUGCCGGCUACAGGCCAUGCACGAAAUGGAGAAGUCCGGCAAGAUCAACCAAAGCCACAACACCGUUUGGUCCGUCGUGAAGGGCAUCCUGAGGAAGGAUGGCCCCUGGGGCUUCUAUCACGGCUUCUCCAGCACUCUCCUUCAAGAAGUACCGGGCUACUUCUUCUUCUUCGGCGGCUAUGAAGUGAGCCGAACGCUCUUGGCCUCAGGGAGAUCAAAAGAUGAACUAGGCCCUGCCCAUUUGAUGUUAAGUGGUGGAAUUGCUGGGAUUUGCCUUUGGCUUGUCAUAUUCCCAGUGGAUUGUAUCAAAUCCAGAAUUCAGGUUCUUUCCAUGCAUGGAAAACAGGCAGGGUUUGUCGGAACUCUUGUUAGGAUUGUGGAAAGAGAGGGAAUAGCAGCCUUAUAUUCUGGACUGUCGGCUACUAUGAUUCGAGCGUUACCUGCCAAUGGGUCACUGUUUUUGGUUUAUGAGUACAGCAGGAGGAGGCUGAUGAGCCAGUUGGAAGCAUACUGAGGUGUCUUGGUGAACCUGGAUUCAAAUACACACCUUUGAGGACUAUAGUUUAUCUCAGGGUUUCAUGGAGUACUGGACUAAAACUGAAUGUGCCCCUUCUCUCCAAAUUCAUAUAUUGAAGCCCUAACUCCCAAUAUGAUGGUAAUAGGAGGUGGAGCCUUUGGGAGGUAACCAGGCCUGGAGGACAUUAUAAGGAUGGAGCUCCAUGAUGAGGUUAGUGCCUUUAUAAGAAGAAGAAGAAGAAGAAGAAACACCAGAGUUGCUCCUCUCAGUCUUGUGAAGAUACAGAGAACUCUGCAGUCUGCAAGCCAGGAAAAAGGCCCUCAUCAAGGACCCAAUCUGCUGGCACCUUGACCUUGGACUUCCCAAUCUCCAGAAUUGUGAGAAAUAAACAUCUGUUGUUUAAGCCACUAGCCUAUGGUAUUUUGUUAGAGUAGCCUGAGCAAACAGACAAUCUGACUUGCUAUCUCUCUAAUAUUCAAAUGUUCCAUAUAUAUAUGUAAGUCUAGUUUGACCUAUUACAUUUGUCAAAUUUUCUGUCUGUGUACCAGUACCAGACCAUCUUGAUUAAUAUAGAUUUAUAACAAGUCUUAAUAAUUAGUAGGGCAAGUUUUUUCUUCCUAUUCUUUUUUCUUAAGAUAUUUCCUAGAUAUUAGUGACAUUUUAUUAUUUCAUAUGAAUUUUAAAGUAAUGUAAUAUACUGGGGGAGAAGAGAAUUGAUAACUUAAAAAAAUGAAUCUUCCCAUUCAUGAGCAUCACAUAUUUAUUCAUUAAUGUAAGUCAUCUUAUCUCUUUAUAUAAAGUCAUAUAAUUUCCCCAUAGAGAUCUUACACUUUAUUGUACUUGUUCCUAGGUACUUGAU
This is a messenger RNA of Eptesicus fuscus (big brown bat), 1956 nucleotides long. Its product is annotated as mitochondrial ornithine transporter 2. The record is from RefSeq and is a predicted model, not a curated record. The transcript is spliced from 2 exons. Gene Ontology annotation, biological process: mitochondrial L-ornithine transmembrane transport. The coding region runs from base 189 to 1094 and encodes 301 amino acids. Lineage: Eukaryota; Metazoa; Chordata; Mammalia; Chiroptera; Vespertilionidae. Gene Ontology annotation, molecular function: L-ornithine transmembrane transporter activity.